Messenger RNA from Maniola jurtina (meadow brown), 810 nucleotides. RefSeq names its product histidine-rich glycoprotein-like. Bases 37 to 810 code for a protein of 257 amino acids. The transcript is spliced from 7 exons. Gene Ontology annotation, cellular component: extracellular matrix. Lineage: Eukaryota; Metazoa; Arthropoda; Insecta; Lepidoptera; Nymphalidae. The record is from RefSeq and is a predicted model, not a curated record.
GACUUAGCUACAAGAACAAUACAUACCAAACAAAAAAUGUUCGCCAAGGUGUUCUGCUUCGUCACCCUCGUCGCUCUAGCGGUUGCCCUACCUGGGCAUCGCUAUGGAGAGGCGUACUCUUCGCAGCACAUUUCCCGCCACGACGGACACCCAGAGAUCGUGCAUGUCCGUGGAGACCAUGAUCAUGGUUAUAAACAUGAACAUGAAUAUAAAUAUGUUGACUACUACGCGUAUCCUAAGUACGAAUUCGAUUACAAAGUAGAAGAUCAUCAUACCGGUGACAUCAAGUCCCAGCAUGAGACCCGUGAUGGAGACGUCGUCAAGGGAUACUACAGCCUGCACCAGCCUGAUGGUUCCGAGAGGAAUGUGCAUUACGAGGCCGACAAACACUCUGGUUUCCACGCUGACGUGAAAUACGACACCCAUCAUCUUGUCUUAUGUUUUGCUGCCUUCAUUGCCGCUGCUGUGGCUCAGUUCGGAUCUGACCACGGAUACGGUAUGGCGUACUCCUCCAACCACAUCUCCAAGCACGACGGACAUCCAGAAAUUGUCCAUGGUCAUGGACACCACGUUGACUAUCAUACGCACCCACAUUACACUUUUGAAUACAAAGUGGAAGACCCUCACACUGGUGACAUGAAGUCGCAGCAUGAGUCUCGAGAUGGUGACGUUGUGAAGGGCGUUUACUCCCUACAUCAGCCAGAUGGCUCCGAAAGGACCGUUCACUACCACGGUGACCACCAUACUGGAUUCCAUGCUGAUGUGAAAUACGAAACACACCAUAUUGUGCCAAAGAAGCAUUAUUAUUAA